AUGGGUUCAAUCGCUACGUCCCACGCCCGCCGUCCUACGCAGCCCGGACCGAUCUGCCAUGCUCCGUCGUGCUUCCACGAUCUACCAUACUAGAUACGGGCACGCCAUAUUUCUUCAGAGUUCACGAAUUUAUGCUGGUGCCACCACCCUCCGCACCUCGUUUCAUCUUCGGGUACGUCUUAUCGCUUAUGCACUCUGGACGGACUGGCGAGGUUCGCAACAUACGCGCAGCAUUCGAAGGAAGUCGCGAUGCUCUUCAAAUUCCGCAAUCGAACUGCAAUUUCCGCCUUUCGGAAGCCCGCCGUGACGAGCUUCUUCGAGCGGAACGCGGCUCAACGUGUCCACAGCCAUUCGAUUCGCGCAUUCUCCAGUAUCUCGUGAGGCUCAGUGGUUCUUGGUUAUUGCGGUACGACCUAUUCUCCCCGCACAUCCGACCGAGGGGAUCAUGCCAUUGUCCGAAUCACGCCUCUCGCCUGACGACGAAACAUUUAUCGACGACCGCACAUCAUCCUUUACCAACUACAUCAACCAUCCACGUUCCUCUCGUCGUCGAAAUUGUUCAGCGUCGCCUGCGCAGCAUUAUCGGCAACCAACUUCACCUUCGAUGACAAGCAGACUCACCACCUCUCUGCCGUUGUGCCCAGCCUAGAAGCCUAUCCGGUUCGCUUGCAGGUGCGAAUACCACGUAUGAUAACGACCAGUGGAUGGACACGGAGACGACCUGCUCAGGUGUGGAUCGUUAAUUCUCGAACUGUGGCCCGCACGACAAUCGCUCAUUCGGAACAUUUCUUUGGGACCAGGACACUCCAUGCAGAACUCCACGCGAGACCGUCACCACAUCUACCACUCUUGCGCGCUAUGGACAGGUUCGGUAGGGUCCUGCACGGCAUAAGUUCUGUGGACAUUUGUGUGACUUUGGAUCGACCCACCGCUGGCACGGACCCCGUUUUCGAACUUUUAGCUGAAGAACGGCUGUUCGCGGAUUUGCACUCUUCGAUACGCUGUCAAGCCAACACUAUCCUCGAUUGGGUUUACGGAACAGCAUGCCCUCCUCGGACUUUAGCCAUAGAGGACGCUGACCCUACGGAUUCUCCAUCGUCGGUGCGCUUUCGCGGCUCCCGCCUCCACCUUCGCAACGACCAACGCCGAGCUGUAAACAUGGGACUCGCUGGUCUCCCGCUCCUCGCCAUUCAAGCCGCUUACGGUUCAGGCAAGACCGUGACUGGAGCUUUCCUCGCGGCUUUACUAGCCGAACGUCAGUCAUUCGUCAUCGUGACGGCCACGACAAACGUGGCUUGUGCCCAAUUUACCGAUCCUCGAACAUCUAUCCUACGCCUGGACGACUAUAGCCACCUCGCGGUCCUCCGCUUUGUAGCUGACUCUGCUUUGGCCGAUGGAGUACCCACCACAAAGGUCGACCUGCACACCGUUCUAAAAACUCUUACUGAUCUAUACAGCGAUCGAAUGCAGGAAAGGGAAAGGGAAAGAUGCCAGCACUACAUCAAACGACGACGGCUUUUGGAAAUCUUACUCUUCCAUCACGACGCUUGUCUACACCUGUCAGACGAGGAUAGGGAGAUGUGA
This is a messenger RNA of Haemonchus placei, 1584 nucleotides long. The record is from the annotation of a GenBank genome assembly. NCBI's taxonomy places the organism in Eukaryota, Metazoa, Nematoda, Chromadorea, Rhabditida, Trichostrongylidae.